Messenger RNA from Phycomyces blakesleeanus NRRL 1555(-), 734 nucleotides. RefSeq lists its product as hypothetical. The record is from RefSeq and is a predicted model, not a curated record. Bases 34 to 465 code for a protein of 143 amino acids. The transcript has 4 exons. NCBI's taxonomy places the organism in Eukaryota, Fungi, Mucoromycota, Mucoromycetes, Mucorales, Phycomycetaceae.
CCGGCCAAUAGUAAAAACAGCAAUAAAUCUGCAAUGGCCAGUCCAUCAUAUACUACCGCACCAACCACCUUAACCCGAGAUCUCUAUUCGUCCAGUACUCCGCGGCAACAGAGUACCCGUUACAAAGGUGACAGCUACAAACCAGAGUGGGUGCGGUACGCUGGGCAUAUGAAAGAAGGAUAUUGUGACCUGUGCAAACCCGGAAAGUGGUUACAGCUUAAGAACAGCGCGUACUGGUAUCAUAAACAAUUUCUUCAUGGCAUUUCUUCGGUUUCACGAAAGCCAUUUAUCGAACCACUCAAGCAAAGAAGAGGCGUUAAUGGAAUGAUUGAAGGUUUAUGCCACCAGUGUUACUCCUAUGUUCCGAUCUCUAGCCGAAAAAGAAAAAACCAUCUAUUGUGGUACAGGCACGCACACAAGUGUCACGUCUACACAAAAACAUCAAGCAGUACCUUUGAGAAAUAAGCUUUAUUUCACUAAAGGGAGCUAAAUGUUUUCUCUACCCCUCCGUUCCUUCAUGUCCUGUUUCUUUUCCUUUCUUUCUAUACAAACUAUCUAAUCAAAACAAGUAUAUACUACUCUUGUGAUGUGAAAAUUAUGAACAUUAUUCUUCUUCUUUUAUUUAUCUUGUGAUGUACAAGCUAAUAUGUUGAUUUUCUACUUUAAUACUUUACUUUAUUUUACUUUAUUUUUUACUCUAUUUUAAUACCAAAAAAGAAACCAAUACUGAUACC